AUGUUGCCAUUCCUUCGGGUAGUGCAAAGAGAAAGCGACCCUGAUGCACCUGUAGUACUUGAAGAUAAUCCAUACAAACGGCCGGAUAGAAAAUGUUUGCUUUGCAGUACUGGCAUCGAGUUGGAUUAUAAGAAUGCACGACUUCUACAGCAAUUUGUAUCGACGUUUUCUGGACGGGUGUACGACCGUCAUGUUACAGGACUUUGUGACCACCAACAAAAGAAACUUGUUGAGACAAUUGCGCUUUCGCGAAAGGCUGGGUAUAUGCCAAUAUUUGUUAAAGAUCCAAAAUAUGUCAAGGAUCCGAAACUUUUCGAUCCACUCAAGCCGAUUCGUCCUCACUCUUUCGCCUAA
Messenger RNA from Angiostrongylus costaricensis, 354 nucleotides. The record is from the annotation of a GenBank genome assembly. Lineage: Eukaryota; Metazoa; Nematoda; Chromadorea; Rhabditida; Metastrongylidae.